AGCAGCGCCGAUCCCAGCCCGGCACAACCGCGCUGCUGCUCGCAGCGCUGCCAGCGCACAUCCCUCUCUCCUCUGCCGCUUCUCUUUUUCUUUUUUUUUUCCCUUCAUAUAUAUAUAUUUUUUUCCCAAACCUUUGUGGAACAGACGCCCUCUCCUUGCCCCAGUUGGAGCUGCAGUAGAAUGAAAAGGGGGAGGUGGGAAGGAGGGAGGAGAGGAGGGGAAAAAACCCUCUUUUGGUUGAGGUUUUCCUGUUACUAUCACUGUAGCGUUUAUUUAGCCAAUCUCCUAACUAUGACGUGAGGAAGGCAGGAAUCAUGGCUCGCUCAUAAUAUUUAACACACCCACUGAAAGCUGGAGCUGCAGAGCUACUAGUCCAACCAGUCUCCAGAAUUCAGUGUAGCUGAAAGAGGUUUUCACUCUGCACCUGCCAAAGAUCUCUCCCCCCUUUUCCUUCUCUCCCCCUUCUCUCUUCCAUUCUCGCUCUCUUUAAAAGAAAGAUCUGUUAGACCCAGCAGAGAUCAAAGACCUCUUCGCUAAAAAGAACCUCUACUGAUUUAUAUUAGUUUCUUUCCUCUAAUCCUCCCUUCCCCCCCCCCCCUUUUUUUUUCUGUGCCAUAUUUAACCUUUAUGUUGCAGUUGUGCCAUCAGACAGUUUUGCAGCCAAAAAAACCCAACCCAAGCCAAAGCACAAGCCCAGCUCGGAUACAGCAGCCACCCAGACUCGAUCACAGUUGAACUUACUAAUCUCUCCCAAGCACUGGACGUGAUGGAUGAAGAAACUGGAACCGCUCUAAGAAAAUGAUUUUCCAGCCAAUGUUCUUAAAGAGUCUGAGAGAAGAGAGGGAGCAAGAGCGAGCGGGGAGCGCUUCUGCUGCAUCACUGCUCAAAUCCAAGGGAAAGGAGUCAGCGUUUCCAGCACAGCCAAAUAUUAUGGAUGAUUUUUUUUCUUCUGUCGCCUUUCCGUACAGGUUUUCUUAAUAUUUUUAUUUCCCCCUUCCUCCUCCCCAUAUUUUUUCUUAAAUUUUAUUUAAUCAGCGCCUGUGUCUGAUGCCGGUUUCUCUCCAAGAGCCAGUUUUCCCUGUUUGUUGUGAUCCCUGUAAUAAAAAGAGGGAGAAAUCGUGAACAGAUGGCUUUCUAUAUUACCAUGCCGCUGGCAUUGUUUUCCUGUUGAUUUUAAAGGCUCGGUCCGGAGCUCUUUUUUUUUUUUUUUCUUUCUUUUUAAAUUUUUUUUUCCCCUUUUAUUUUUUUUUCCCUCCCCCCUCCCAAGUUCUUGAUGAUACUGAGACAUGAGGACCUAUCGGGUUUAGCCUGUUUAUUUCCCGGCGCCUAUGGAGGUAACUUUAUUGACUUGAUCGCUCGUUUGCCGACCCGAGAGGAGCACGCCGGAGUCCCGGGGGGGGCCCGGCAGCCCCGCGCCCGCCCGGGCUCUGUCCGCCGCCUCCGCUCCCUCCCCCUCCCCCGCUAAUUCAUCAGCCGCCCCGGCCAUGAAAAUGCUCCUGGUCCGCAAGUUCCGGGUGCUGAUCCUGAUGGUGUUCCUCGUCGCCUGCACCAUGCACAUCAUGAUCGACCUGCUGCCGCGCCUGGAGCGCCGCGGCCCCGAGGGCCGGCCGGGCUGCUCCUGCCCGCCGCCCGCCGCCGCGCCGCCCCGCGCCGCCGCGCCGCGCUGGCCCGGCAAGCACACGCUGCGGAUCCUGCAGGACUUCAGCGCCGAGCCGGCCUCCAACCUCUCGUCGCAGUCGCGGGAGGCGGCGGAGCGGGCGGCGGGCGGCGGAGCGGGCGGCGGAGCGGGCGGCGGGGCCGCGGCGGCGGCGGCGGCGGCGGCGGGGAGGGCGCGGCGCUUGAUCGGCCCCGGGGCGCCGCGCCCGCCGCCCCCCGCCGGCAACGCCGCCCCGCUGGCCGCGCUCUUCCAGCACCCGCUGUACCGCGCCGCCCUGCCCCCGCUGGCCGACCGCGACCUCCUCUUCAAUGUCAACAGCGACAUCAGGUUCAACCCGCGGGCGGCCGAGCAGCCCGAGUGGCAAAAUGAAGAGCAUCAUGAAGGAUUUUUGCCAACUGGAGAAACCUCCAUAGACUCCUACCCAAACUGGUUAAAAUUCCACAUUGGCAUUAAUCGGUACGAGCUGUAUUCCAGACAUAAUCCUGCAAUUGAGGCUUUACUACAAGACCUUGUCUCCCAAAAGAUAACCAGUGUUGCAAUGAAAUCAGGAGGCACCCAGCUGAAGUUGAUCAUGACAUUCCAGAACUAUGGACAAGCACUGUUUAAACCAAUGAAGCAAACCAGAGAACAAGAAACCCCCCCUGACUUUUUUUACUUCUCAGACUACGAGAGACAUAAUGCAGAAAUAGCAGCAUUUCACCUCGACAGGAUCCUGGAUUUCCGGCGCGUGCCGCCGGUCGCAGGUAGACUGGUUAACAUGACAAGAGAAAUACGAGAUGUUACUCGUGACAAGAAGCUGUGGAGAACAUUUUUCAUCUCACCAGCCAACAACAUCUGCUUCUAUGGGGAAUGCUCCUACUACUGCUCAACAGAGCACGCCCUGUGUGGGAAACCAGAUCAGAUUGAAGGGUCCCUGGCUGCUUUCCUGCCUGAUUUGUCAUUAGCAAAAAGGAAAACCUGGAGAAACCCUUGGAGGCGUUCCUACCACAAGCGCAAGAAAGCAGAAUGGGAAGUUGAUCCAGAUUAUUGUGAAGAGGUUAAACAAACACCCCCAUAUGACAGUGGGACCAGAAUUCUGGAUAUAAUGGAUAUGACAGUUUUUGAUUUCCUAAUGGGUAACAUGGAUCGACAUCACUAUGAAACCUUUGAGAAGUUUGGAAAUGAAACUUUUAUUAUCCACUUAGAUAAUGGAAGAGGGUUUGGAAAAUAUUCCCAUGAUGAACUUUCCAUAUUGGUGCCUUUAAACCAGUGCUGCAGAAUCAGGAAAUCUACCUAUCUGCGAUUACAGCUGUUAGCCAAGGAGGAGUACAAACUUAGUCUCCUGAUGAAAGAAUCUUUGCUAAAAGACAAAAUAGCUCCAAUCCUCUACCAGCCUCACUUGGAGGCGAUGGACAGGCGGCUGCGGAUUGUCCUCAAGGCUGUCAGUGACUGCAUAGAGAAGGACGGCUAUGACAACGUGGUUGAAAAUGACUUUAACACGGAUGUUAACACUGUUACCACCGAGAGGUAGUGAAAUAGCAAGACUACGUUUUUACCAGCCGAGUCAAGAAGAUUCAAAGAAGAAAAAGAAACAAAAAAACAACAACAAAAAAAUUAAGUCUUGCAAAAGACUGUGUAUGCUACUUUGUGAAUUCAGUGAAUUCAGAAAUGAGAUAUAAUUGUUCCCAAAGUAGGUAAAGUGUAGACUCUGCAAAGGAUUAGUUAAUAAAGAAAAAUAAGUCUAAUGUGAUGCUUUUCAUUAGUUCCUGAAGAGAGAUUAUGAAAAGAUUCAGAAAAUACUCAAUCAUGGACAGACAGCAGUCUGAUAGCAAAACACCUCCUGUCAUUUUUGUAUAGAAAGGAGGCCUUUACUUAAUAUUUUGUAUUUAUAUAUGGCAUAUCUAUGAAACCCCAGACCUACCUUCCAAAUUUAACUAAGAGGGACAGCAUAGUUUUGUGACUCACACUUUAUUUGUGGUGACAGUCCACUUAGUAUUUUUUGUUAACCCUUUAAGUGCUCUAAUCCAUUGUAUCUUAUUUAAAUUGAAUGCUUAUUUUCCCCCCCAGCUACUCAGCAUUUAAAGGGUUAAGGCAUUAUGAACUUUUAAAGGCAAAAAAUUAUAAUAAUAAUGAUAAUAAUAAUAAAUACAGGGGUUACCAGAAGGGAAUUUCACUAAUUGUGCUUUGACAGGAAUACUUGAAUGUUGGUUUUACAAAGUGAUGUAAAAUGACAAGUUGUACUAUUUGUCAAUAAGGAGGUGGCAGCUCUUAUCUUUCUAGACUAUCAUAGUGGAGCUGCUACUUUUCAAUUUUGUUUUUGAUAGUUUUGUGUAAAUAUAUACAUAUAUGGGUAAAAAGCUGCUUUCGGCAGCUCUAGGCUUACUUUUGCAGCAUUUUUGUGGAAUUGUUUGCAACGUGGUAAAAGUGCAAUAAAGAUAUGCAAAAUGUGUA
Taeniopygia guttata (zebra finch) is the source of this 4087-nucleotide messenger RNA. RefSeq names its product FAM20C golgi associated secretory pathway kinase (gene FAM20C). Gene Ontology annotation, molecular function: protein serine/threonine kinase activity. The record is from RefSeq and is a predicted model, not a curated record. Gene Ontology annotation, biological process: protein phosphorylation; enamel mineralization. Gene Ontology annotation, cellular component: Golgi apparatus. NCBI's taxonomy places the organism in Eukaryota, Metazoa, Chordata, Aves, Passeriformes, Estrildidae.